Molecule: messenger RNA, 270 nt
Organism: Dovyalis caffra
Lineage: Eukaryota; Viridiplantae; Streptophyta; Magnoliopsida; Malpighiales; Salicaceae
Source: the annotation of a GenBank genome assembly
AUGAGCAGAAACUCCAGGGUACUCAAGGUGCUUAAUAUUAAUAAUUUCCUUGAGCUAUACGGCCAAGAAAAAAAUAUGGUGACCGUCGAUGAAGUUCGGAAGGCGCAACGGGCAGAGGGUCCUGCCACCAUCAUGGCCAUCGGAACGUCAACCCCUCCUAAUUGUGUUGAUCAAAGCACGUACCCUGACUACUAUUUUCGUAUCACAAACAGCGAGCAUAAGACGGAGCUUAAAGAAAAAUUCAAGCGAAUGUGUAAGACAGACUUAUAA